AUGCCCUCGAUCGCCCCCGCCAAGACUACACGACAAGCGCGGACCACGUCGACUGCUGGGCCCGCCGCUGCUGCCAGGCGGCGCUCCCCCUGGUGGCUUCGAAGGCUGCCGGAUGACACAGUCGAGCAAGGCAACGACGCCGGGAGCUGCCCCGAGGAAGACGACGACACCAACUCGGAUGAGGAGGAAGAGGACGACAAGGACGACCCCACCCCAGCCGCUCCCGAGGACACCGCCGACGACAAUGAAGGCGAUCAGAACCCCUUCGUUGCUCGGUCCGGCGAUGGAUCCUUUGUGUCCCAGGCCUGGCUGUCGGAGGCCGCUGACACUGUCAGCGGUCUCCUGGGUCGUAUCGACGAGCUCGAGACGCUGCUCGACGGCAACAGCCCCCCGGACGGCGACGGCGGUCACGCUGCGCCCCGCAAGUCAACCAAGCGCGUAGCCAGCCGGAAGCACCGCCCCACCCAGGAGAAUUUGCUGCAGGAGUUCUUGAAGGGGACGCGACCACGUACCCGUGAACACUGCAGCUUACAAGUUCUCGCGCAAAAGCUCGAGUCGGACCAGGCGCCGCCUGAGAUCAAGAAGGCCGCCGAAGAUCAGAAGGCUUUUGAGGCGACUCGAUCGGACCGGAAGUCGUUGGGUAGGCGCAAGGGGAGUCGUCCAAGCUCCAGCGAUACGUUCCACAAGCUGGUCGAAGGAAGGAAGCGGGUCCGCGUGCCCCUCGACACAGCCCUCCUGAAGCUUGGAAAGGGUCGCGCAAUUUUUCGAAGCUUGAAGCUUAGGCUUCGGCGCAACGUGAAGAAGCUCGCCCUUCCCUUUCCCCGCGAGCUUCUUCGCCCCCAUUGCGUCGACGGCCAGUUCUCGGGUUCAGUGAAGGUCUGGGACAAGUCUACCCCGCUCUUGCUCCUGUCCGACUUCGACCACCGCUCAAUCGUGGUCAGUGUCUACGACGACGCUGGAGGGUUCCUCUUCAACUUUGACUACGAUCAGCUGUCCCCGGCCGGUCUCGGGCACUGGUUAGUGUUCAUUGAAUGGUUGGCUACCGUUAGCGAGGGCCCGCAAGUGGAAGAAGGAGACCAGCACCGUCAGCCUCCCCUUCCUCGCGAGCUCUUGCGACCGCACUCAAGCAACGGCGUCUUCUCCGGCUACGUCAAGCUUCGAGCAACAGCUCAAGAGCUCGAGACGCUCCUCGAGGGCGAUGGGUCGGCCGCGGCUACGGCGUCGUCGUCCGCAACCACCGCCGGUUUCUCCUCGGCCGCCUCAAGGAGACGCAAGGCUGGCCGCAAGCGUGGCGCUGGCUUCGAGCAGCCGAUCAAGACGUUCAACGCCCUGGCCUCUGGAAGGAAGAAGGUCCGCGUCUCAAUCGACUCUUGCUUGUGCCGUGUCAGCAAGCACGCGGGGGCGCUGCGCCACCUUAAGCUGCUGCAUCAAGACAGGCGACUCCGGGCCGUCCACCUGCCGCUUCCCAGGGCGCUACUCGCACCCCACGCUUGUAACGGGAUCUUUGAUGGAUACGCAACGCAUGGCGUUCUUUGCGGUUUCGCCAAGGUGUCCUGUGAGACAUCUGAGCCAGGCAAACCCAGCUGGCUAGCCGAGAACGUCCACGUUUCGAUCUACAGCGAGGAAGGCGUGCUUCUGUUUGUCUAUUGCUGCGAGGACCUGUCGGAUGCUGGCGUCGAGCUUUUCUACAUCUUUGCAGAGUGGCUGGCCCUCACCAGCGAGGAGUUGGCUGCUAGUCAGAUCAAUCCUCUGAGCGCCCACGAGUCCCGUCGAGGCUCCAGUCGGCCUCUCCAGCUCCAAGCGCCGGCGUUCUCUGAACGACAUCUUCCAGGAGCUGCUUCUUGGUACUUGCAAGAUGGAAUCUUUCGGGGCUUUCUGAGAGUGAGUGACGUGAGUGUUUCCAAUGUGCAGGCUUCCAGCUUCGCGGAGGAACUUCUCAUCAUCACUGUUUACGACAUCGCGGGCGCGCCACUCUUCUCCUAUGGACUGCGAGAGCUCUCCGACGCCGGCGCCGGUCAUUGGGAGGUGCUUUGCGAGUGGCUUGCUUUGGGGAGCCAGGCGAUGAUCCCCAAGGGAACCAACACCACGCCUGCUCGACGACCGCCUGGUCUUGAGCGCUCGAGAAGGACUCUUUGA
Trichosporon asahii var. asahii CBS 2479 is the source of this 2136-nucleotide messenger RNA. RefSeq lists its product as uncharacterized. The record is from RefSeq and is a predicted model, not a curated record. The coding region runs from base 1 to 2136 and encodes 711 amino acids. The transcript has 10 exons. Lineage: Eukaryota; Fungi; Basidiomycota; Tremellomycetes; Trichosporonales; Trichosporonaceae.